UUUUCAUUCACGAACAGCUGUUUGCAACUUGACGUUUGUGAUAACGUGUGUUAGUGAGUAGUGUUUCGUUUAUUAUUUUGUUAAAAUUCAUAAGAAACUGUUGAAAUAAAACUGUUAAUAAGGCAAUUUAAAAAGAAAUGGCUUCACGUGGUGCAAUGUUAUUAGGACAGUGCAUGCCAUGCAUUAAGAAAAACGCUUCCAAAAUACGCAUACGACACAUGGAGUUGGAUAAGAACCUGAAUAUGUAUUUCAAAAAGGAUGAAUACUUCUUUGCGCAUGAUCCCGAGAAAGUUUGUAAAACUGGCGAUAUUGUGCUGAUACGCGAAUUGCCACAACGUUUGACACGCUUAAUCUCCCACAAAGUUGAAAAAAUAGUUUAUCCAUUGGGUGACAUAACAGAUCCAUUGACCGGCAAAAAAGUUGUGGUGGGCAAAUACCGCGAUGAAAUUGAAGCAGCAAACCGUUUGUAUGGCAAAUCUGAGAAAGCAUUCGACUACGAGAAAGCACCGCCGCGUGGACGUCUGGAGGGUACAAGAGAUUUUACACAUGGCGAAACCUAUAUCAAAUACCACGAAGAUGGCAAGGAUCAGCCAUUCGGUGUGUAGUAUUACUAAGUAAUAUAUUGUUUUUAGUCUAAUUUUAAUAAUUGUUCGCAAUACGGAAAGUUGAAUAAAGUGUCUUUUUAAUGAAAAAUAA
This is a messenger RNA of Zeugodacus cucurbitae (melon fly), 696 nucleotides long. RefSeq names its product 28S ribosomal protein S17, mitochondrial (gene mRpS17). Gene Ontology annotation, molecular function: structural constituent of ribosome. The coding region runs from base 138 to 605 and encodes 155 amino acids. The record is from RefSeq and is a predicted model, not a curated record. Gene Ontology annotation, cellular component: ribosome; mitochondrial small ribosomal subunit. Gene Ontology annotation, biological process: mitochondrial translation. The transcript is spliced from 2 exons. Lineage: Eukaryota; Metazoa; Arthropoda; Insecta; Diptera; Tephritidae.